Molecule: messenger RNA, 2529 nt
Organism: Wallemia ichthyophaga EXF-994
Lineage: Eukaryota; Fungi; Basidiomycota; Wallemiomycetes; Wallemiales; Wallemiaceae
Product: putative beta-glucosidase I
Exons: 6
Coding region: 1-2529 (842 amino acids)
Biological process (GO): glucan catabolic process
Molecular function (GO): beta-glucosidase activity
Source: RefSeq, a predicted model, not a curated record
AUGACCUUACCAGAAUUAAACGUUGAAGAGCUUCUUCAGCAGCUUACUGUUAAAGAGAAGAUCGAGUUGCUUGCCGGUAAAGACAUGUGGCAUACCGUUAACAAUACUCGACUGGGAAUUCCAUCUAUUAGAACUUCAGAUGGACCAAAUGGUGUUAGAGGAAUUAACUUCUUUGAGGGUACACCAUCAUCGUGCUUUCCAGGUGCGACAGCGCUGGGUGCAAGCUUUGAUAAUCAGCUCUUAGAGAGAGUUGGUAGUGCUCUGGCCGACGAAUGUAUCGCCAAAGGCGUGCACGUCCUCUUAGCCCCCACUAUCAACAUCCAGAGAAGCCCUCUUGGCGGUCGAGGAUUCGAAAGCUACAGCGAAGAUCCCGAAUUGAGCGGCACUUUGGCAAAAUAUUUUGUGAAGGGUUUACAAGAUAAGGGUGUGGCAGCUACAAUCAAGCACUAUGUUGGCAACGAUCAGGAAUUUGAGCGUAUGUCAAUGUCAUCCGAGAUAUCCGAGAGAGCACUUCGGGAAAUAUAUCUUCGCGCUUUUGAAAUUCCAUUAAGGGAAUCGGAACACAAGCCUUGGUCUGUAAUGACCGCUUACAAUCGUGUCAACGGUUUACACUGCUCUGAAGACCCACGCUUGUUGGGUGAUAUCCUCCGCGGUGAAUGGGGUUGGAACGGUAUGACUAUGUCUGAUUGGUUUGGUACGUAUUCGGCUGGAGAAUCUACGCAUGCCGGUCUCGAUUUGGAGAUGCCUGGUCCGUCUGUCGUCCGUGGGGCAGCUCUUCAGCGUGCUUUAACUGCAAAGAAGGUUUUUAUUGAGGACAUAGAUGCUAGAGUGAAAAAUGUUCUUGAGCUUAUCAACAAGGUCCGUAAGAGUGGCAUUGAUGAAGCCACACCAGAAAAAGUUCAUGACACACCAGAGCUUCGUCAAACACUCAGAGAAGCUGCAGCAAAUGGUGUAGUGCUACUUAAAAACGAAGAAAAUGUAAUGCCAAUCAAGAAGGGCACUACGAAGAUAUCUGUGAUCGGACCAAACGCAGAAUCUGCUAUCAUUUCCGGUGGUGGAUCUGCCGCUCUUAGAGCUUCAUACGCUGUAUCACCGCUAGACGCGAUUCGUGAGCAAGCAAAGGAGAUUGGCGCUGAGGUUGUAUACUCGCGCGGAGGAAAUGCGCACAAGCUCACCCCAUUAUUCGGCCCAGAGCUUAAGACUGCCGAUGGUAGAGCUGGCGUUGACGUGAAGUUCUACGGCAGCGAUCCAGCCGCUGGGAAGGCGAAGCCACUUCACGAGCUUUACGCGCACUCUUCGCACCUGUUCUUCAACGACAAUCUGCCUGGACCUGAGACAGUCCCAUUGACGUGUUGGGCAGAAGCAUCAGGGAUUUUUACUCCAAAUAAGACGGAUAACUAUGAAAUUGGUAUUGCUGGCGCUGGUCAAACUGAUCUCUUCGUCGACGGUGAGAGGGUUGUAGACAAUUCAACCAACCCUCAGCCAGGUACAUUAUGGUUCAACUCUGGUUCCCAAGAGCGCACAGUUGUCAAGAAGCUUGAAGAAGGUAAGCAAUACUCGAUAAUGGCUAGGCUUUAUUAUAGCAGCGAAGGUGCACAGGCUGCAGGUACACUUUCACCUCAUUCUCGGGGCGGUAUUCGAUUUGGAAUUUCUCCAAGCAAAUCUCAAGACGAGUUUCUACAGGAGGCAUUAGAUGCUUGCAAGGGUGCUGAUCUUGUUCUCUGCUUUGUCGGUCUCAACAAUGAUUUUGAAAGUGAAGGUUUUGAUCGACCAGACAUGAAACUGCCCGAUUCAGCCAACGCGUUUAUGAAUGCCAUUUCUUCAGCGCAUAGCAACACAGUGGCUAUUGUUCAAAGCGGCACACCCGUUGAAUUACCAUGGGUGGACAAAGUGAAGGGUGUGUAUCAGGCCUUUUAUGGCGGGAACGAAGUUGGGAAUGGACUUGCAGAUAUCCUGUUCGGAAGGCUCAACCCAUCUGCAAAGUUGCCACUGACUAUGCCAGUCGAGUUGAGAGACAGUCCAUCGCACCUCAACUUUGGCGGAGAGAAUGGUCGUGUGGUUUAUGCUGAAGGAGUCUUUGUGGGAUACAGGCACUUUGCAACGACUGGUAAAAAACCCCUCUUUCCAUUUGGAAAAGGAUUGAGUUAUACCUCGUUCGACGUAACUAAUGCACGUGUGGACCAGACAAGUGAUAGUCAUGACGUCUUAAUCAGGAUGAAGGUGACGAACACAGGCAGCGUCGCUGGCAGAGAGAUUAUCCAGCUUUACGUAAAUGACGUGGAGUCUCGUCUCGCUCGACCAUUCCUUGAAUUGAAAGCGUAUGCCAAAACCAACUUGAUUCUUCCUGGCGAGUCUGAGGAAGUGACUCUAAUGCUAGGCAAACGCGCCUUUAGCUAUUUCGAUGACUUUAAGAGCAGAUGGGUAAUCGAGGCGGGAGAGUUCAAGCUCUUUGUUGCGACUUCAUCGGCUGUCGAAGAUAUCAAGCAUACUUUGUCUUACUAUGUGGACAAAACUAGCGAAUUUAUCUAG